AAUCACCAAGAACAUAAUGGAUUUACGGUGGUUGAACAAAAGCGGAAAACGGAAAUAUGGAAAAGGGGUGCAGCCACAGCGCCAGCGGCGUCCAAUAUCUUCUCUAGGGUUUAUAGAAACGAUAGAAAAGGGUCAUAAACAAAUAGCCAAGGGGAAACCCCACACAAACAACAGCCCUCUCCGCUCCCUUCCCUGUCUCUCUCUUCUCUGUCUCUCUGUCUGUCUCUCUCCAGUCCACCCUCCCUCCUCCUCCUCCGCCCCCGGCCCGCUCUUCUCCCCUUCCCCGCAACCCAACCCCACCCCGGCCACCACCCCCCGCCCCACCGUGCGUGCCCAGCACGUGCUCUCCCUCUCCCCUUCUUCUUCUUCCCCGGUCCUGACUCCGGUGGCCGCUGACAUCCGCGGAGGCGGAGGGAGGUGAGUUUGUGUCUGUUUGUUUUCGUUGUUCGACGCGGAACCGGAGGAUGGAGCAUGGCGGCGGAGGGGCUGGGAGUGGCGGCGGGGGAGCCGCGCCUUCGAGCAGCAACAGCGGCGGCGGGGGGAGCGGCACGAGCGGGAGCCGUGGCGGCGGCGGCGACCACCACCCGCAUCACCCGUUCUACUACGCGGGCCCAUCGGUGGCGGCGCCCAACAACAACAGCAACAACGUGCAGCAGCAGCAGCCGCAGCAGUUCAUGGGGUCGCUCGCCAUCACCACCGCCGCCGUGGCCGCCGACCAGGCCCCGGCUAACAAGGAGAAGGCGGUGGCGGCGCCGGUGACCCCGUCCUCGUCGGGCGCGGUGGCGAAGCGGCCGUCCAAGGACCGGCACACCAAGGUGGACGGCCGCGGCAGGAGGAUCCGGAUGCCGGCGCUGUGCGCGGCAAGGGUGUUCCAGCUGACCCGGGAGCUGGGCCACAAGUCGGACGGCGAGACCAUCGAGUGGCUGCUGCAGCAGGCGGAGCCGGCCAUCCUCGCCGCCACCGGCACGGGCACCAUCCCGGCCAACUUCUCCUCGCUCAACAUCACCCGCGCCUCCGGCUCCUCCGCAUCCGUUUCCGCCGCCGCACGCGCCGCAACGCCGUUCCCGGCCCUCGCGCUCCACCCCCACGCGCACCACCACCACGACAUGUCCACCAUGCUCGGCUACCACCACCACCACCUCAUCCCGCCGCAGCCGCAGCCGCAGCAGCAGGAGCCGCCCCAUGACCCCAACAGCUCUGGCGGCGGCGGAUUCAUGAGGAAGCGGUAUCGGGAGGACCUGUUCAAGGAGGACGACGAGCGUCAAGAUCCCAAGGCGCGCGAGCAGCAGCAGCCCGCGGCAAUGUGGGCCGUGGCGCCCAACAGCGCGGCCCCCGGCGGCGCCUUCUGGAUGCUCCCCGUGUCCGCGAGCCAGGCCGCCGGGGCCCGGCCCACCGAGCAGCCCAUGUGGUCCUUCGGCGGCAGCGGCGGCGGGGGCACCAGCACCGUGCAGGCGCCGCUGCAGUUCAUGUCCAGGGUCAACUACCCCACCGCCGCCGGGAUGGGCGGCUCCCCCGCCGACACCAACAUCGGCAUGCUCGCCGCGCUCAACUACAGCCGCGGCGGCACUGAGGACCAGCAGGAGCAGCAGCACCAGCAGCCGGAGAUGGAGCAGCAGCGCGGCGGCAACGAGGGCGAAGAGGAGGAAGGCGGCGACGACAGCGGCGGAGAGGAAGACCACGGCGCCAACAACAACAACAGCUCACAGUGAGUUAACCUCGUCGCAAGAAGAACCUCAUCAUCUGCAGCAAACAAAAAAAAACUCUGAAUCCGCCAUGAUCAUAUCGCAAUCGUGCUAGUGGGUCACUGCGUAGCAGCAGGCACCCCCCAUAGGACUGGAAUUCGAAUCGAAUCCUGCUGCCUUUUCCCCUGAGAUGCCAUCAUUGAGUUAGAAGGGAAGAUUGGAGAAAUCAAGCGAAUGGAACUGAAGAAGAAGCCAAGCCAAAUAGCCAAUGCAGGAAGAACUUCUUGCUAGUCCCAUUAGCCUCUUGUUAUUUGUUUUGGGUCGAAUUUUUUCGUCUGUUAAUUUCCUUUGGAUUGAUUCCAUGAGUUGAAUGAUUGUCUUCGUUUCGUUUUAGUAGUAGAUGGGUGUUAUGAUUAGCAGUGGGUCCCAAUUCAGGAGGGGCCAAGAAUCGAACAAGAAGAAGAAACUGAGUUUGAUUUGUACAGCUGAUCAUCUUGAUUUGUGCUGCAAGUUUUAAUUUCUAGCAUCCGUAUUAUUUUUCUCCA
This is a messenger RNA of Brachypodium distachyon (stiff brome), 2227 nucleotides long. Its product is annotated as transcription factor PCF3. The coding region runs from base 465 to 1709 and encodes 414 amino acids. The record is from RefSeq and is a predicted model, not a curated record. NCBI's taxonomy places the organism in Eukaryota, Viridiplantae, Streptophyta, Magnoliopsida, Poales, Poaceae. Gene Ontology annotation, cellular component: nucleus. The transcript has a single exon. Gene Ontology annotation, molecular function: DNA-binding transcription factor activity; sequence-specific DNA binding.